Molecule: messenger RNA, 5502 nt
Organism: Orbicella faveolata
Lineage: Eukaryota; Metazoa; Cnidaria; Anthozoa; Scleractinia; Merulinidae
Product: sterol regulatory element-binding protein 1-like
Biological process (GO): regulation of transcription by RNA polymerase II
Cellular component (GO): nucleus
Molecular function (GO): protein dimerization activity; DNA-binding transcription factor activity, RNA polymerase II-specific; RNA polymerase II cis-regulatory region sequence-specific DNA binding
Source: RefSeq, a predicted model, not a curated record
CGAUCUAGGCGCGCUGUGAUUGGUUAAAAAAAAUAGAUCGGUGAUGGCAGCCAAAAUGGCGGACCCUCCAAGUGAAGGUUGGCCUUCAUUUUUGAGCGAAACAAUGUCUGGUUUAGAGGCAAAUUUCAACAAUGAUAGAGCCAUAAAUGAGCCCAUGAUGGGGGACUUUGACGAGGGAUUUUUGGAUUACCUUUGUGGAGCAGCUGCAGACCCCAAUUCAGAACAUGCUAACACAACAGUUGGGGUAAAUGUAAAGACGGAUCCAUCACAAAUCAUUCUUUCACCACCGAUCACGCCUCCAGAGUCAAUGAAUACAGAUGAUGAUCAUACAUCAUCUUUUAGCUUUGCUGAGUACCUCUCGAAAGCAGCAACUCAACAACAAGACCAGUCAGUUCUUUCAGUGUUCCAGCCUCAAGUCCAAGUGAAACAAGAAGGUGGAGUGUUUAAUGCCAGCCAGACUGUUACGGUGACAACAGAGAGUCAGAACACAACUACCCAGUAUCUCCUCAAUUUACUCCAAGGACAGAAGACGCAACAGGCUCCACCUGCCAUGAAUACCAAAACCUUAGAACAGCUUCUUCAGGAGCCAUCCAUUCUUGCUCCAUCUUCUCAGCCACACACCGUCACUGUUCAACAACCACCGCAAGUCCAGCAACCAGCUCUUGUAACACAGCAGGUUCAACAAACUUCACAGACAACUCCUCAGCUUUUGCAGCUGUUGCUACAGCAGCAACAACAACAGUUACAACAACAGCAGCUGCAGCAACUUCAACCAAAACCUCAGCAGCCAACACCACAGCAACAGCAGUACCCUGCUGUCCAACCAACGUCAAAUCAGAAUGUUCUGCUUCAGCAGCUUUUGCAACAGCUCGGUGUGCUCCCUAAGCAGACAGCUACUUCAGCAGCACCACAACAGCAACAUGUGAAAGUUCCCGAAGAACAGCUGUCUCCACAACAACAGGUUCCUUCUCCUGGGUCCAAGUCAUCGUUGUCAUCAACUCCGGGAUCCCCUCUUCAGCCAAGUUCUCCAGUGUCUCCUGUUCAUUCGCAUUUGCAGGUUGCCAGUCCCCAGACACAACAAGCUCAUCUCCAGCCACAGAUUGUCAAGACUGAUUCUGCUGCCACUGUCAUUGGAACUAUAGAUUUGAGUCAAUCACAGAUCCAGCCUACACUCUCUCAAGGACCCAAUGGUGUCCUUACAGCUACCAUUCCCAUUGUCUUGGACCCUAACAAGAUUCCUAUCAGUCGUCUGACAAAUUCCAAGGGGCAAGGGGGAGUGAAAACGGAAAAGCGUUCAGCUCACAAUUUGAUCGAGAAACGAUACCGCACCAGUAUUAAUGACAAAAUUGUGGAGUUGAAAGACCUUGUUUGUGGGCAAGAUACCAAGAUGAACAAAGCUGGUGUAUUAAGGAAGGCGAUAGAGGUUAUACUGAAGCUUCAGAAUGACAAUGCACGUCUCAAACAAGAAAACAUGGCAUUGAAGAUGGCGCAGCAAAAGAGAGAAACCAUCACUGAGCUUGUUCGAAAGCAAAAGGAACAUCAGAUAAAGAAGGAAAUAAUAGAAGAAAGUGAUAUCACUGACUCAGCAGUUACACAGUCUCAAGAUGCCAGUGAGAUUGAGGAAAUCGCCAAGCCUAGCACUGUCAUAGCCAAUCCAUUAACUCCACCAACUCCAGAUCCUUUGACGAAGGACAAGACUCACAUCAAGGUGGAAGCCUUGCCUGUCAGCAGCUGUGGAAUGAUGGAUCGAACCCGUGUUGCUUUGUUUGCAUUCAUGUUUACCUUCUUGUUUGUCAACCCUUUGAGUUAUGUCAUUCCCCAGCUGGACAAAGGUAAUUAUGUGGUGCUUUAUCUAGUAAAUCAAGUCUUUGGCAUUCCACCUGCCAUGAAUACCAAAACCUUAGAACAGCUUCUUCAGGAGCCAUCCAUUCUUGCUCCAUCUUCUCAGCCACACACCGUCACUGUUCAACAACCACCGCAAGUCCAGCAACCAGCUCUUGUAACACAGCAGGUUCAACAAACUUCACAGACAACUCCUCAGCUUUUGCAGCUGUUGCUACAGCAGCAACAACAACAGUUACAACAACAGCAGCUGCAGCAACUUCAACCAAAACCUCAGCAGCCAACACCACAGCAACAGCAGUACCCUGCUGUCCAACCAACGUCAAAUCAGAAUGUUCUGCUUCAGCAGCUUUUGCAACAGCUCGGUGUGCUCCCUAAGCAGACGGCUACUUCAGCAGCACCACAACAGCAACAUGUGACAGUUCCCGAAGAACAGCUGUCUCCACAGCAACAGGUUCCUUCUCCUGGGUCCGCGUCAUCGUUGUCAUCAACUCCGGGAUCCCCUCUUCAGCCAAGUUCUCCAGUGUCUCCUGUUCAUUCGCAUUUGCAGGUUGCCAGUCCCCAGACACAACAAGCUCAUCUCCAGCCACAGAUUGUCAAGACUGAUUCUGCUGCCACUGUCAUUGGAACUAUAGAUUUGAGUCAAUCACAGAUCCAGCCUACACUCUCUCAAGGACCCAAUGGUGUCCUUACAGCUACCAUUCCCAUUGUCUUGGACCCUAACAAGAUUCCUAUCAGUCGUCUGACAAAUUCCAAGGGGCAAGGGGGAGUGAAAACGGAAAAGCGUUCAGCUCACAAUUUGAUCGAGAAACGAUACCGCACCAGUAUUAAUGACAAAAUUGUGGAGUUGAAAGACCUUGUUUGUGGGCAAGAUACCAAGAUGAACAAAGCUGGUGUAUUAAGGAAGGCGAUAGAGGUUAUACUGAAGCUUCAGAAUGACAAUGCACGUCUCAAACAAGAAAACAUGGCAUUGAAGAUGGCGCAGCAAAAGAGAGAAACCAUCACUGAGCUUGUUCGAAAGCAAAAGGAACAUCAGAUAAAGAAGGAAAUAAUAGAAGAAAGUGAUAUCACUGACUCAGCAGUUACACAGUCUCAAGAUGCCAGUGAGAUUGAGGAAAUCGCCAAGCCUAGCACUGUCAUAGCCAAUCCAUUAACUCCACCAACUCCAGAUCCUUUGACGAAGGACAAGACUCACAUCAAGGUGGAAGCCUUGCCUGUCAGCAGCUGUGGAAUGAUGGAUCGAACCCGUGUUGCUUUGUUUGCAUUCAUGUUUACCUUCUUGUUUGUCAACCCUUUGAGUUAUGUCAUUCCCCAGCUGGACAAAGGCAUUCUUUUCUCCGACUCUUUGCAAAGCGAUCGGCCUCAUGCUGGUGGAAGGACUUUGAAUUCAUACGAUGAUGCCAGUUCCAUGCAGCAGGACAAGUGGCUGAUAAGUAUUGUGCUUCUCAUGGUCAAGUGGCUCCUUCAUGCAGUCAUAGCCAUUGCAGUGCUGGUGCGCAUCUUUGUGUUUGGUGAACCGGUGACGCGACCACACUCUAAUAAUGCAGUCCUGUUCUGGAGACACAGAAACCAAGCUGAUGACGAUUUGGCCAAGGGUGACAUGAUUUCUGCCUCACGGCAUCUGGAGAUCUGCCUGAGGGCUCUGAAACGUCCACUUCCUGUUUCCAAGCUUGAUGUAGCCUGUGGCCUGACCUGGCAGUUAAUGCGUCAUGUUCUUCACAGGCUGUGGAUUGGAACAUGGCUUGCUUCUGCUGCUGGGGGAAUAAAGCUGCGGAGUGGAAGCUGUGACACCAAGGACCAUGCCAGAAUAUCAGCAAAGGAUGCAGCCAUGGCGUACCAUCAGUUACACCAAUUGAGCCUUACAGGUCAUGUUUCGGUGAAUGGAUGGCGAUCUUCCUUUCUUGGCCUGGCAGCAGUGAACCUUGCAGAGUCUGCUGGGAAGCUAAUUAGCAUAGAUGUCUUGGCAAAGAUCUAUGUGUCAGCUGCAAUUCAAAUAAGGACUUCAUUCCCUGAGGGGCUUCACUUCAUUGCAAGAUACUUUCUUAGCCGUGCACAGGCAUCAUAUGCAGGUCAUGGUACAACAGUUCCUGCUUCACUUCAGUGGCUCUUCCGGCCACAUGGACAUCGUUUCUUUGUCAGCAGCCGGUGGUCUUGCAAAGGAGGAGAUAGCUUGUGGGCCAGUGUCAACAAUAAAGCUGACCCAGUUGCCCAUGUAAGUCAAGCCUUCCGGGAACAUCUCCUUCGCUAUGCACUGUCCUCCAUUGUAUUGCCCAGUUCAACUGAUGACGACACUACAGGAGAUGAAAGUGCCCGUGAUGCCCUGAGUUACCUACACAUGCUGAAUGAGUGUGCGUCCACCAGUGAGAAGCACAUGAACAUGUCGUCAGCUGUCGGCGAUGAUCAGGUGGCAAAGUGGUGGGUGGCAGUGGGGAUGGUGGCUGUUUAUUGGUUGCAGGGUGAAGACGAGGCAGCUGAGAGGUUUUACAGCACAGUGGAAAGUGUUCCCAAGAGUCUGUGGAAUGCAGAAGACCCUGUAGCAAACUGCAGAGAUCCAUUAGCCAAAGCUCUUCUAAGAGCUUAUCUGGCCAAGAAGCAAAUCCUGAGUGGAAGCACACUGCCCAGCUCCCUCGAAGACUGUACACAGCUGUGCAAGAAGUCAGGCCUUCAUCUGCAGGAGAGCAUCAACCUGUCGUCCUCUUUGUACCAGUCCAGCACUAACCGACUGCAUCAGUUGGCUCAGCUGCUGUGCUGUGAUUGGCUGCUGGGUACACGCAAAGACAUCUGGGAAUUAUCACAGAAGUCUCAUUUUGGCACGACGGUCCCAACUGAUCCAGUGGAGCUACGUUCAUUUCAGAAUGAUCUGGAGAGUUUACAGAAACUCACACACAACCUCCCUGCAGCUCUUCCAAGGCUGUAUUUGUACGAAGCUGUUGCUCGUCUGAUGGCAGGAGCCAAUCCUACAGAGACUCACCAUCUGUUACAGAGGAGCACCUUGAGGCAGCGAGUGGUUACUUCUCAUCAUCACAAAGGACACCAGCCUGAAGAUGCAGGUGACGAGGAGGAAUCCACGUGUGUAGCAGGCGAGCGGGAGAAAGCAGCAGCCCUUAUGAUGGCUUGUCGGCAUCUUCCUCAACCAUUCUUGUCCGGCCCAUGCCAGCGGAAGAAGAUGCUGGUUGAAGCUGCAACGUCUUUGGAGAAGAUCGGAGACAAGCGAGCCCUGCAAGAGUGUCAGCAACUUCUGCUACAGCUUAACACGGCUGUUGAAUGACACUGGAUUGCUUUCAUUGCUUAAUUACAUGUAGUAUUAUUUUGCUUGCUGUAAUCAGUGUUCAUCUUGGCAUACCGUGAGACUUUUUGUAAGCGGCUGUAAGCCUCAGUCCUCUAGUGUAGUCAAAGCAUUAACGACUAGAAUUCAUGAAAAGGAGGGAGAGCUUGUGAUUCGCGUCGCGUCGUCCUUGAAUUCCAUCAUAGAGCGGUUUUUACCACAAGGCAAUCAGUUGUUGAGUUUCUGGCCCAAGAAAAAUGCUUUAUUUUUCCUUUAUGGUUAACUUAUUGUAAUCAGGAGCUCCGCUGUUAGGCUUGGCUAAGUCUACGUAUUAGAGCAUUUUUCACCUGAGUGUAGAAAGUAGUUCGGAUUUGUUUUGGUCUACACGAUUGGCU